Microtus oregoni (creeping vole) is the source of this 1986-nucleotide messenger RNA. It is a transcript of the gene Ak1, whose product is annotated as adenylate kinase 1. Gene Ontology annotation, biological process: nucleoside triphosphate biosynthetic process; ATP metabolic process. The transcript is spliced from 7 exons. Gene Ontology annotation, cellular component: cytoplasm; cytosol. Lineage: Eukaryota; Metazoa; Chordata; Mammalia; Rodentia; Cricetidae. The record is from RefSeq and is a predicted model, not a curated record. Gene Ontology annotation, molecular function: ATP binding; nucleoside diphosphate kinase activity; AMP kinase activity. Bases 171 to 755 code for a protein of 194 amino acids.
UGGCCUCAUGCACUAGGGACUCUUUCUGUACACUCCACAGUGCUGUUCACGCCCCUCUGUGACCUCCACCCAGGUGCCUCCAAACAGACCAAGGCACACACUGGAGGGGUGAUAGAGGCAGUAGGAGCCAGCAGAAAGAGCCACCGAGCUAGCUCCCUGAAAUCAGCAGGAUGGAAGAGAAACUGAAGAAAGCCAAGAUCAUCUUUGUGGUGGGUGGGCCUGGCUCAGGAAAGGGCACCCAGUGUGAGAAGAUUGUGGAGAAAUAUGGCUACACCCAUCUCUCCACUGGGGACCUACUGCGGGCAGAAGUCAGCUCAGGAUCGGAAAGGGGCAAGAUGCUAUCAUCCAUCAUGGAAAAGGGACAGCUGGUGCCACUGGAUACGGUGCUGGACAUGCUUCGCGAUGCCAUGAUGGCCAAAGUGGAGUCUUCCAAUGGCUUCCUGAUUGACGGCUACCCGAGGGAGGUGAAGCAGGGAGAAGAGUUUGAACAGCGGAUUGGACAGCCCACACUGCUACUGUAUGUGGACGCAGGCGCCGACACCAUGACCCAACGACUCCUGAAGCGAGGGGAGACCAGUGGCCGCGUGGACGACAAUGAGGAGACCAUCAAGAAGAGGCUGGAGACCUACUACCAGGCCACGGAACCUGUCAUUUCCUUCUAUGAGAAGCGCGGCAUUGUGCGCAAGGUCAAUGCCGAAGGCACCGUGGACACUGUGUUCUCCCAGGUCUGCAACUACCUGGACUCCCUGAAGUAACUGGAGACCCUGGCCAGCUCCCAGCCCGCCCCACCCUUGCCCCCUGACCCCAGGCAUCCUGGCUCGAGCCCAGCGUCUCCACCCUGCCGGGCUAUGCACAGACACAGGAAGCCACCUUAUCCUGUUCCAUGGACAUCCGAGCACUAAAGGAAUUGCCAAGGACGUUUGGGCUCACUCCCUUUUCUUUGCUUCCUAGUGAGGUGAUUCAUGCUGCCACAGCUGAGGGUCUGGCACUGCCUGCCCAUUCUUGCCUGUGCCUCAGCCCAGCCAUCCUGUCUCCCUCCAGCUCUGCUGGGAUCCUAGGCCUUCCUCAGCCAAGCCGUGUCAGGCCUAGGGGCCUCUGGGUUGACAGACAGAUUGCUCCUGGGCUCUGAAGUUCAGCCCCUUUCUCAUAGCCUUACCGUAUGGCUUUGACUCUAAGCCAUCAUCUCUCUCGAGUGAGUUUUCUUUUUUCUUCUUUUUUAAGACAGCAUUUCACGUGUCUCAAGCUGGCCUCACAUCUGCUAUGUACCUGAAGACAGCCUGAUCCUCCUGCCUCUACUUCUGAGUGCUGUGCCCACAGGUGUCGUCUACCACUGCCGCUCCUGGUUUAUGGGGUGCUGGGGAUCAAUCCUGUGACCGUGUAUACUAGGCCAGCACGCUGUUUCUGACUGGAGCCUGGGCUGCAGUGGGCAUAGGGCACGGGCACACCAGCCGGGGCCACGUGGCUACCAGGUGGCAGGCCCUGUGCAGUGGAGAUACAGCUAGGUGGCACGCUGAGGUCAGGGUAGCCUUCCUGAGGGGGAUUCGGUGUGGCCCUGCCAGGCCUCACCAUCCUGUGAGCUUUUUCCUCAGUUCUAAAACUUAUUACAUUGUGUCCCAGGCCUUAGCCUCAGUGUUAGGACAAGGACAUACUGAUCAAGGCGUGUGAGUUGUCAUAGACAUGGACGUGAGGUCAAGGACCAGGCCUGGAACCUGGAGAGGACACCCGAGAUGCCCAGAGGAGCUGUCACCUCUCAUCACAUAGGAAGGCUCUCUUGGUGCUCACUGGUCCUUGACCUCUGCUGCCCCCAUCACUAGUGACUUCCCCUCCAUGCCCAGACAGCCUGUAGCCGGCUGCCCCAGCUGCGCCAGGGGCACCUGCCCCUGGGGGUGACUGUGCUUGUCCCUUCUGUUCCUGCCAGGGGGCCACCUUUCCGUCUGCACCCUCUAUUCAAGCUGUCCUUUAAAAUAAAUAAACAUAUUUCAGUUA